AUGCUGAAUGAUUUGUUCCUGGGCACUCCUGCACUCAAUUACCGUCCACUAUCCGGUCAUAAUAUGCUCCGGUUGCUGGAGCUCCGACCUGGCAAUCGGAACGAUCCUAUUUGUUGUCAUUUCAGAGAGGUGUCCAUCACAUCGCCUCUAUUGUACAAUGCUCUCAGCUACAACUGGGGUAGUAGUACUGAGCGUAUACCGAUUUUAUGCGACGAUGCCGUCAUAGAGGUGACUUGCAGUCUGUUCACGGCCUUGAACAGGCUCCGCGACCCUGUGAAGACUCUCACGAUCUGGGUUGACGCCUUGUGUAUUAACCAAGGCGAUCUGGAAGAGAAAAGACAACAAGUCAAGAUGAUGAGGAAUAUUUAUGCUAAGGCAAAUACCAUUACAGUUUGGUUGGGG
Mytilinidion resinicola is the source of this 402-nucleotide messenger RNA. RefSeq names its product HET-domain-containing protein. The annotation marks the transcript as partial. The record is from RefSeq and is a predicted model, not a curated record. NCBI's taxonomy places the organism in Eukaryota, Fungi, Ascomycota, Dothideomycetes, Mytilinidiales, Mytilinidiaceae. The transcript has a single exon.